Owenia fusiformis is the source of this 6031-nucleotide messenger RNA. NCBI's taxonomy places the organism in Eukaryota, Metazoa, Annelida, Polychaeta, Sabellida, Oweniidae. The record is from the annotation of a GenBank genome assembly.
GCAACCAGGGAUAAAUCGAUUUAUAUGUUCAAUUCUCAGCGGUUAAAGAACGGAUUAACGAUCACUCAGUUGGUAUGAGCAAGUUAAGGCUACCUGUAAAUCAGAGAAUAAUCAAACAAUAUGGAUGACCCUGACAAUCUACAGCACAGUCGAGACCGACAACACUGGAUAAAGCUGCGCCAUGACCCCUUGCUCAACGUUACCGACAGAGUGACUCUUAACGAAGCGCAGGUAGCAGAAUCAGAAGGGGAGCAGAUAUUGAGGUAUCGCCACCUAUCGGAGAAUGAUCGCCAUCUGGUGGACAAUGUUUUGCGCGGGAGAUUACCCUUGGAAGAUCUUCCAAAGCUUCCAUCAAGACUUGUCAGGGUCUACCUUAGCUCGACAUUUACAGAUUCAAUACAAGAAAGGAAUGUACUUAUGCAGUAUGUGUAUCCCAAACUGAAGGAAUAUUGCAGAAUCAAUCACAACAUUGAGUUCCAGGUGGUAGAUAUGAGAUGGGGUGUCCCACGACAUGACACAGACGACCACUCAGAUACAGAUGUUUGUCUUGAGGAAAUUAACAACUGUAGACGGCUGUCAUGUGGGCCAAACUUUGUAGCGUUGGUUGGUCAGAAGUAUGGUACGCGACUUGCGCCUUCCAAACUUUCGGUCUCUGACUACGAGGCUAUUCACGAUGCGCUUCAAGAAGCAGGAAGUAACGUCAAACUUCUUAACAUGUGGUAUAAAAAGGACGAAAAUGCAACUCCGAAAGCAUUUGUUCUCCAACCCAUAAGCUUGGUAUUAGGCGAGAGCAACGCUAAACAGUGGUUUGAUAUGGAAACACGUCUCGAACAGAUUCUAAUGAAAGGAGCUCUGUUGGCAAUUAGACAGGGGCGCAUAGAUGAAACAAUUGUUGAAACACUCCAAAUGUCAGGAACUCAAAAAGAACUGGAAUUUGCACUGUUUGAUGAGUCCAACUCAACACUGAAACUCAACGAGAACACAGUUUGUUAUCUGAGAACAAUCACAGAUAUUGAGAGUCACAUGAACAAACCGAAAGCACAGAAGUUUAUGGAUAUUAUCGCAACAACCAAGAGAGUUGACAAUAGGAUUCAAGACAAACUACAAACGAUUAGAGAGGUCAAGAUUCCAGGGGUAAUAGCUGAGAAACGUAUUAUGAAGAGUCAUGUUGGGUGGAGUGAUCCCCACGGUAUAGAUGAAACAGCACAUAGUGAAUACAUAGAUGCGUUCAGGGAACAUUUCCAUAUGCAAAUGAGGGACCUUAUCGAGUACAAUAUGAACUCACAGACAAGAAUGCAGACUGACGGGCUCUACGAAGAACAACUUCAGCAUUGGCAUGCAGCUGAUGCAAGGUGCAGGAACUUUGUUGGACAGGAAAAACAUAUGCAGAAAAUUCUCAACUACCUCAUAGGCGAGACUGACCAGCCCUUGGUUCUCUAUGGUGAAGGUGGUGUUGGCAAGACAUCCAUAAUUGCCAAAGCCUCAAGUGAGGUUCAAAACGUCGCAAAGACAAUAGGGCUUCCCCUCAGUUCAUCCUGCCUUCUCCGGUUUAUUGGGUCGAGUCCGAGUAGUUCAAACAUCCGCCAGCUUCUGACAAGUAUCUCUGCGCAGAUCGCGUAUCAAACUGGGCGUUCGAGAAGUUUAGUCCCUGGCGAAUAUAAAGCUUUAAAAAAGUACUUCAUGGAUAUGAUGUCUCGAGGAGAGUUCGGAGGUCUCGUGAUUAUAUUCCUAGACUCGUUAGAUCAAUUGACAAGUGAUGAUAAUGGGCAGUCCUUAGAUUGGCUGCCAUCAAAACUCGCCGAUAAUGUCAAAAUCAUCGUGUCGACAAGACCAGUAGAAAAUGGCAUCCUUGAUAAGUUGAAUAGUAAAAUCGAAAACAAAGAGUAUAUUCAUGAAGUUGGAAGGCUCACCCCUGAGGAAUGCACGGCGAUUCUCAAACAGUAUCUCACAAGCGCUGAACGAACCCUAAAUGCUCAACAAUGGCAGGUAGUUCAUGAUACAUUCCGUUCACGGAUCUGCACUCUCCCUCUUUAUAUUCGACUAGCGUUUGAGGACAUACGCCGUUGGAACUCAUACACAGAGGUCACUAUUCGCUCAAUUGGAUUCACUGUUGAAGAAUGCUUGAAUAAACUAUUUGACCGACUGGAAGAUAAACAUGGGAAGAUUGUUGCUUCUCAUAUACUAGGUUACAUCACGGCGUUUGGUUCUGCAGGAGUUAGUGAGAACGAACUGGUUGAUAUUUUGAGUAUCGAUGACGUAGUUUUGGACGAAAUUUACAAAAUUUGGCAUCCAACAGUAAGGCGGUUUCCCCCUGCGUUGCUGUCUCGGUUACGUCAUGAUAUAUCACCAUAUUUGGUAGAAAGGGACGCUCAAAGUACGUGUGUGAUUGGCUGGUAUCAUCGGCAAUUUAUAGAAGUCUCAAAAGAGCGAUAUCUGUCAAAACUUGAACAGAUACUUCAUCUUCAUGGAAAUAUAUCUGAUUAUUUCCUCGGAAAAUGGUCUGGGAUAAACAGAAAACCCUUCAAAUACAGUGACCGAUGUGCCAAAAAACGAUGUCUACACGACCCACAUUCCCUUGGAUUCAGGUAUCCCGCAGAACAACCGCUGAUAUAUACAGGGGAUGACCAUAAUGCUCGAUUCAACUUUAGGAAACUGAGCUUGCUGCCACAUCAUCUAGCGAAAUGCCAAAGGUAUGAAGUGCUAAAGGAAGAAGUUCUGUUCAACUACAACUGGCUACAUACUAAACUAGUCGCAACAAACUUCCAACAAGUGAUAGCUGAUUUUGGAUUGAUUGAUGACCACGAAACAACACUAGUUGAAGAGGCUUUCAGAAUGGCAGAAGCUGCGAUUGUUGAGAACCCGGAUGUAUUAAACACUGAACUUAGUGGUCGUCUGCUAUCACAUUUCCACACAUUUCCAAAGAUAAAAUCACUCAUUUUAGAAGGUGACCAGUUGGCAAUCAAACACUGUUCUCUGGUGUCAAAUUGCCAGAUGUACACUGUACCAGGAGCACCACUACAAUAUAUAUGUGACGUAGGAGCAGGGAAAGGAAGUGAGGUGAACAUUGACGUCAUACAAAACGCUAAAGGAGUCCUCCUUACAGCUAAACAAUUCAAAAAUGGUACUUUGAAAACGUGGGACAUCGCUAACUGUGAGACGCAAACUCCAAUUAAUGUUCCUGGAAGUACUAAGUUGUAUGCCUCUCCAAAUGGGGAAAUGAUCAGUGCAAUAACUGGCGGCCAACUGAAGACAACACGAAUCGAUAGCAAUGAGGUAAUAAGUGACGUCACGGUGGGAAACGUGAAAGUGACGGACGUUGCAAUGUCAAAUAAGUUCUUUCUGUUUACAGCUGAGCAGGGUCCAAGUCCUUGGAUUAUAGACAUUGAAGCUCAGUGUGUAUUAGAUAAGUUGAGAUACAAGUCUGACGCAGUUGCAUUGAGUGACGACGGACAAUAUACAGCAUGUAACGAUGGUUACAAUAUCUCAUACAACACCGUCCCCCUCCUUGAGAGAAAGUGUCUGAUCAAAACAAGGGAUCUUUCACAACAGAUCGCCUUCUCAAGAGACAACACUCGUUUUUAUGUAAGAUUCCAAAGCAGGAAAAUCACUUCGUAUAAAGUUGAUCUUAUCGACCACAAAGCAACAUCAAAAGAUAUCUUCCAUGAUAUGGAAAUGAGGGAUUUCAAAAUGUCUCACUAUAGAAUAUACACUCUGGUAAGGUGCUCCAGAUGUCUUUUCCUGAUCGACACCAGCACAGAAAAGGUGACACAUCGGUUAGAAAUUUCCAAAGAGGUAUUCAUAGAGCCUCUUACAAUAUUCACAGGUGUCGGGUUUACUCCCAAUGACGCAAUGGUCGUAGCCUCGAGGCAUGCUUACGUUGGAGUUUGGGAGACUAAAUCUGGUACGCUACUUCGUAUACUGCAAUCUUCUGUGUCCCCUGUAUCACAGUUGUUUACCUCAUACUCGCUCAACAAAGCUAUAACAUUGCUAGAGGAUCGCUCAAUCCAGAUUUGGAACUUGGACAAUAUGAAUGAAAAGGUUCACUACAUGAAGAAUGUAAUCGAAGGCUCAGUUCGGAACAUUGAUCUCAGUUCCAUUGGAAAGAAAAUCCUUUGUUUUGGAGAAAACACAAAUGAAGCAAAAGUUGUUGAUCUAGUAUCGAGUGAUCCGCUUCUCACUAUCUACCAUAGUGACGACCCAUAUGACAUCAUAGAGGAGGUACGUGUCUCCCCAUGUGGUAGAUAUGGUAUAACACGUGUCAGAAAGACGGAACUUAUGAAUAGUGAACCAUGGGAUCUUUUGUAUGAAGACAUUCUAUGGGAUUUGAGCACCGGGAAGAAGAUACACCACGCAUUGAACUGCAGAGACGUAAUAUUCAGCCAGGACGACAGCAUUAUUGGGUUUAUCACUUCCCGUAAAUACAACCACGAUGAUUGGACGGAUAAUGAUUACGUCAUUAACAUACUCAGACCUGAUACUCAUGAAGAAGAAAUCAGUGAACCUCCACCUGCUGAUUUCGUCACAAUUCCCUUCAUCAUGAAAAAGAACACCUAUAUGAUCUGUAUCAUGCAAUGGUGCGUCAAAACAUUCAAUGAAAAUGGGGAUGAGACCAAGAGAGAAUUCCAAAUACGACUGGUUGCUAACAGUCUUACGAGGCCACGUGAAUAUAGGAAUGCGCGUGUGUUUAGUCUGAAUCAGAUGAUCCCAGAGGCUGAAGAAACAGAUAAUUUUGUUGAUGUGAGACUCACACACGAUGACAAGCUUCUCCUCAUAUAUGUCAAAGGGAUCGAUGCGUUUCCCUACAAUGACGAUGGUGCCUUGAAUACAUCACAGCACGUGGAAAAGGGAGCGCUCAUUUAUGACAUUUAUACCAAUGAGGUGAUACGCAGAUUCCCAAACUUUCUCAAGGCCAAUACUGACGUCAUACCUAGUCUCGUGUCAACUGAGCUCUCAAUUGUGAUUGAUGAUAAAUAUCAGGUGUUUGACGUUGAAUUCAACCGAUUUGUUAACCAAAUGAAAAUCAAACCUUAUAACAAUGUUGCCAAAAUGGUAAUCGAUGGACGAUAUCUCGUUAUGAUCUCCUCAAAUCAACAAGAGAUUCACGUUGUAAGGUCACGUGAUGGUUACCUGAAAACCAUGUGCUAUGUCCAUGGUAAAGCAACUUGCAUCGCUGUAGGUGCGGAUGAUAGAACGAUUGUAGUCGGAUGUGAGGAUGGAAGAAUAAUGAUAAUGACACUCAUCCUGGAGUUGUCAGACCCAGUGAUCGAGCUAAUCAGAACAAUCCCGAGUCGAUGCAGAGAGUUAGCUCAAAGAGAGGGCCUUGUACAUGACGUGCGAACUACGCAGAAUACAGCCACUGAACAUCGCAAGUUAUCCGCAACUAUAAGGGCGGCAAGUAGAGAACAACUUUCCCGUCCCCCGAGCUAUAAGAAACUUUCUGCUGGGGUCUCGAUGAUGCAGCGCUCUCGCCUAGUGCGAUCACAAGCCUGCUCAUUACAAUAACAGAUACAAACUGAACUCAAACUGUUAGUAUUAAUAAGACCACCAUGGUCUUGUGGCUUAAUCUGCUGAUAUAUUUUUUAUAGAAAUAGUUUAUAGUUAGCAUUGAUUUUUAUGUUUGCCAUUUAAAGUAAAUGUAGUAUAAACAAAAAAGUAUUUUUAUUGAAAUGGUUUAUAGUUAACAUACAUUUUAAGGUAUGUGUAUAUGCCAUUUAAAAUUGUAUAAAAGAAUGAAAAAGUUAAUUUACAUCAGAGGAAUAAAGUUUGUGUAAAAACUCAGAUAUAAUUUGUUGUCUAAUAUUUCAUGAUACUUCAAGAAUGUUUAUAAAUAUAACACCACUCGGGUAUUGUUCUCUGUAGAUCUGACGAGUGGCUUGUUAUAUGAUAAAACAGGUUUAAACGGCUGAUUAUUGGGUUUCAUUUAUGUCAUUCAAAUUUGUGUUUUUAUGUUACUGCACAAUCAUUGUAGAAUGGACCUGACGAAAUUCAAAAAUUUAAACUCUAAGUACAUGAUUGUAACUCUAGCAACUGC